Molecule: messenger RNA, 2423 nt
Organism: Anarrhichthys ocellatus (wolf-eel)
Lineage: Eukaryota; Metazoa; Chordata; Actinopteri; Perciformes; Anarhichadidae
Gene: trim9
Product: tripartite motif containing 9
Exons: 11
Coding region: 166-2355 (729 amino acids)
Cellular component (GO): cytoplasm
Molecular function (GO): protein binding; zinc ion binding
Source: RefSeq, a predicted model, not a curated record
UCUUGGUCAAGGUUGCACUGGCAGUGAGAAUCGCAGUAGGACGCGACCGGAGCUCUGUUUACGCGCAAACAAGCAGACAGACUCAUCAGCCUGACACUCCGCUGUAACUUCUCCCGCCUGUGUUCGCACGCCGCCGAGGAAUCUCUCACCUCCCCGAGAGCAGCCAUGGAUGAGAUGGAGGAAGAGUUAAAAUGCCCCGUGUGCGGCUCUUUUUUCCGGGAGCCCAUCAUACUGCCGUGCACCCACAACAUUUGCCAGGCGUGUGCCCGGAAUAUUCUCGUGCAAACCCCCGACGCUGAGUCCCCGCAGAGCAGCCGAGCGUCCGGAUCCGGCGUCUCUGACUAUGAUUACUUGGAUUUAGAUAAAAUGAGUUUGUACAGCGAGGCGGACAGUGGAUACGGUUCCUAUGGGGGCUUCGUCAGCACUCCGACCACCCCUUGUCAAAAAUCACCGAACGGGGUGCGGGUUUUCCCCCCGUCCGUCCUGCAACCUCAACCGCAACAGCACCUGCUGCCGCAGCCCGGCUCUCUGCCCCCGAUCCCCCGCAACUCCUGCAUCACUUGCCCGCAGUGUCACCGCAGCCUCAUCCUGGACGAGCGGGGGCUCCGCGGAUUCCCCAAGAACCGGGUGCUGGAGGGGGUCGUGGACAGGUAUCAGCAGAGCAAAGCGGCCGCUCUCAAGUGCCAGCUCUGCGAGAAGAGUCCGAAGGAGGCCACCGUGAUGUGCGAGCAGUGCGACGUCUUCUACUGCGACCCGUGCCGCCUCCGGUGCCAUCCUCCCCGCGGUCCCCUCGCCAAGCAUCGCCUGGUGCCGCCAGCGCAGGGGCGGAUAAGUCGCCGCGCGAGUCCCCGCAAAACAUCCACUUGCACAGAGCACGAACUGGAGAAUCUAAGCAUGUACUGUGUGCAGUGUAAGAUGCCGGUGUGCUAUCAGUGUUUGGAGGAGGGCAAACACGGCACACAUGAAGUCAAAGCUCUGGGCGCGAUGUGGAAACUGCACAAGGGCCAGCUGUCUCAAGCUCUCACCGUGCUGUCGGACAGAGCCACUGAGGCCAAAGAGUUCCUGGUUCAGCUGAGAAACAUGGUGCAGCACAUCCAGGAGAACGGAGUGGAGUUUGAGGCCUGUUUGGUGGCGCAGUGCGACGCCCUCAUCGACGCCCUGAACCGACGCAAGGCCCAGCUGCUGUCUCGAGUAAAUAAAGAGCACGAACACAAACUGAAGGUGGUUCGGGAUCAGAUCUCCCACUGUACGGUGAAGCUGCGUCAGACCACGGGGCUGAUGGAGUACUGUCUGGAGGUCAUCAAGGAGAAUGACCCCAGUGGUUUCCUGCAGAUCUCCGAUGCUUUGAUCCGGAGGGUCCACGUGACAGAGGGCCAGUGGGGGAAGGGAACCCUCACCCCCAGGAUGAACAGCGACUUUGACCUCACUCUGGACAGCGGACCCCUCCUGCAGACGAUCCACCAGCUGGACUUUGUCCAGAUGAAAGUCCCAGCUGCUCCCAUGCUCCAGCUGGAGGAAUGCUGCACCCAGAACAACAGCGCCACGCUGUCAUGGAAACAGCCACCGCUCUCCACCAUCGUCGUGGACGGAUACAUCCUGGAGCUGGACGAUGGAAACAUGGGGCUUUUCAGGGAAGUGUACGUGGGGACGGAGACCAUCUGCACAGUGGACGGGCUCCACUUCAACAGCACAUACAAGUCCAGAGUGAAGGCCUUUAAUGCCAGUGGACUGGGCCAGUACAGCAAGACUCUGAUCAUGCAGACCUCUGAGACUGGACUCCCUCCAUGUGAUAUUCAGUCUAUAGGCACAGUCGCUUGGUUCACCUUUGACCCGGCCUCCGCUCACCAGGACAUCGUCCUAUCCAACGACAACCUGACGGUGUCCUGCAACAGCUACGACGACAGGGUGGUCAUGGGUAACUCUGCUUUCUCCCGCGGCGUUCAUUACUGGGAAAUGACCGUCGAUCGCUAUGAUAACCACCCGGACCCGGCCUUCGGGGUCGCUCGGGCCGACGUGCUGAAGGACGUGAUGCUGGGGAAGGACGACAAGGCCUGGGCCAUGUACGUGGACAACAACCGCUCCUGGUUCAUGCACAACAACUCACACACCAACAGGACGGACGGCGGGAUCGGUAAAGGAGCAACAAUAGGAAUUCUACUGGACUUCACACGCGGGAUCCUCAUCUUCCUCAUUAAUGAUGAGCAGCAGGGUCCAGUGGCUUUUGAAGCCUUGGAGGGCGUCUAUUACCCCGCUAUCAGCCUCAACCGAAAUGUCCAGAUCACACUGCACACUGGUCUACCCAUCCCUGAUUUCUACACCACCGGGGAGGCAGAUCCCACUGGCUCUGUGUGCUAAAGACUCACACCGGCUGGGGGAAACCUCUCCAGCAUUUGCCAGGGUUCAUCAUGCCAGUCAAUAACUAU